Messenger RNA from Aphis gossypii (cotton aphid), 632 nucleotides. RefSeq lists its product as uncharacterized. Gene Ontology annotation, biological process: regulation of transcription by RNA polymerase II. Bases 214 to 546 code for a protein of 110 amino acids. Lineage: Eukaryota; Metazoa; Arthropoda; Insecta; Hemiptera; Aphididae. Gene Ontology annotation, cellular component: nucleus; transcription regulator complex. The record is from RefSeq and is a predicted model, not a curated record. The transcript has 2 exons.
UUAACAUGCCACGCGUUAACACGCCGAUAAUUUCAAAUCGCGUGUUAACUCAUUUAUUUUUAAAUAUUAUUCGAUUUUGUGAUCAUAUUUAUAACACACAACGCGUUCCCACUCAAUUCCACGCCACGCGUUUCAAACAAUUUUGAAAAACGUGUGACGUGUGAUGGUAUCGUAUUAAUUAAAAUACGAUCAUUUUACUUCAGACAUCGGUCGAUGCUGUUUGUUUCUCCUAUCUUUUUGAAAAUGUCUUCAUUUGAGGAGUUAUUAAUUGAAAAUGUCCGUGAACAUAAAUCUUUAUACGACAUUUUUUCUGUCGACUAUAAAGAUAAUAGCAUUCGUAAAGAGGCAUGGGAAGAGAUUGGUGCAAAUUUACAAAUGUCAGCUGAUAAGUGCAAGUCAGAAUGGACAAAAUUGCGAAAUUGUUUUCUAAAUGCUAUUAGAAGACGUAGAAGUAAAACAAGUGGUCAAGCAACUAAGAAUAUUCCACCUUGGAAGUAUUCCCAACAAAUGGAAUUUAUAUUGCCCUUUUUGGAAAACCGAGAGUAAUAUAUAAUAUAUAAUAUUAUAAUUUAUAAAAGAUAUAGACUAUAUAGAGGGUGUAAAAUACUGUAUAUAGGAAUACCUGAAAAAUU